AUGGCACAUGGGCCCCCCAAGGUACAUGGGCCCCUGGACCGGCCUAGGCUGCCGCUACAAUUGGUGACCUCCGGACCUAAGUUACGAGGUAAACCUCGGGUAUUUGCUGCUGUCGCUGCUGGCCAUGCUUCGUCCGUCCCGUCGCGGCCCAAGCUACCGCCCCCGGAGGAUCCACCGGCCCGCAGCAGGUCGCGCUCCGCCUCCGGCCUCUCCAACGUGAUCCGAGGCUCUCCCGCCGCCGGCAAGUUCGAGCCCUCGCCCGCGCCACCUUGCCUCGGCCCAUCCGAAGACUCGCCAGCAGCCCAGCCCCCUCCACGCAGGUGUCGCCCUACUCGCCGUGGUACCUCGCCACUCCCUGCCCAGCCCCAGCCAGCCAUUCCAACGCCGCCCCUAUGCUGUCUCACCUUCGCCGCGGUACCUCGCCCCGCCCGCUUCUACGAGUGA
Messenger RNA from Eriocheir sinensis (Chinese mitten crab), 444 nucleotides. RefSeq lists its product as uncharacterized. The record is from RefSeq and is a predicted model, not a curated record. Lineage: Eukaryota; Metazoa; Arthropoda; Malacostraca; Decapoda; Varunidae. The transcript has 2 exons. The coding region runs from base 1 to 444 and encodes 147 amino acids.